Molecule: messenger RNA, 3280 nt
Organism: Closterium sp. NIES-67
Lineage: Eukaryota; Viridiplantae; Streptophyta; Zygnematophyceae; Desmidiales; Closteriaceae
Source: the annotation of a GenBank genome assembly
CUCGAUAAUCUCGAGGAGACUGUCGCUUUACAGGCUACAGUGCACCUCGCUGCUGGUCGUAGCGGCAAGCCCGAUGUCCAUUACUCACGGCUUGCCCAACGGUGAGCUGUUGUUCGCAUCGCACAGCUUCGCCGGUUGCAUCAACCAAAGCCGUGUCUGCGUCGCCUUCAGGAGGUGUGAAAAUUGGAUCGGGGCGUUCCGGAAUGUGACGUCGCUUAACCGAACCGUUAAGCUUCUUAGCCGUUCUGGGAACAUAAGCGACCGCUCUGUACCUCUCAUUGACGGCCCGGGGCGUCACGGCGUUGCUUGAUUUGUGUAUCCCCGGGGGUCGACAAUGACGCACACCACAGACCAGUCUCCACCCGUCGUGGGACCGCACGCGUGAAACUCGCGCCGCCUUUCGACGCGGAUCGCAUUUCAGCGUCAGAAAAUUCACAGCAGAUGGCUGGUCUUCCGACGCUUUUACAACGGCUCUCUGCUGGCCCUAGGUUGAUUAAGUCUACACUGACCGAGGGUGACGAUAAGCUGCCUUGUUCCCAGACGGCUCCGGAAAAAUCAGGCUGGAACCCCCGGCCGAAGGGCUUGAGAAACGCAGCAUCGGAAAGUUCUUCCCUUCGUCCUUGAGUGGUCAGGUCCAGGGUCACGAAGACCUGCAGAUCCACUCCACUCUUCAAAAAGCGGAGGCCCUGGAACUCAGGUCUACCCUCCUGCUCCUGCUCCUUCCUGCGCAGUACAGCAACCUGGCUUGCUAAGGGCGACCCUCCCCUGAGCAACUAUCGCCACGUGUGAAGUCUGACGUGGAGCCAGACAACCAGGUCAACAUGCCUCUCCUUUGGCAGCUCGUCCUAGCAGGCAUUAUACUCGCUUUAGCGUACCUCACAUGGCGGUAUAAGUACUUCCUGAGAGGGAACAGCAAGUUUGGGCCUCCUCACUGGCCUGUCCUGGGAGCGAUCCCGGCUCUCUUCUCCAACUUCCCGUAUCUCCUGGAUUGGUCCACGUCACUGCUCGAGGCAUGUCCAACAAUGACGUACGUGUCUCUAGGGCCCGGCAUGAACGAGGUGAUCACCGCGAAUCCCGAGGUGCUGGAGCACAUUCUCAAGAACAAGUUCAGCAACUACCCUAAGGGGCCUGACUUCCAGUCAUCAUUCAACGACCUGCUGGGCCAUGGCAUAUUCAACAGCGAUGGCGAGGCGUGGAAGCAGCAGAGGAAGACAGCCAGCCUUGAGUUCUCCGCCCGGUCCCUCCGCGACCUCAUGAUGGUCUCCAUUCAGGACGAGGUUCAGCUCCGCCUCCUUCCCACCCUGCAAACGGCCAUGGACACCAGCGCCAGCAUUGACUUUCAGGACAUUCUCCUGCGCUACACCUUUGACAACAUCUGCCGCAUCGGGUUCGGUGUUGACCCUGGCUGCCUCGCUGCAGGCCUGCCUGACAUCCCCUUCGCCAAAGCAUUCGACGAAGCCACCAAGGCCACUCAGAUCCGCAACAUCCUACCAGAGUCCAUCCGCAGCCUCUUCAUGUCGUGGGGCAUCGCACACGAGAAGAUUCUCAAAGCAUCCGUGCAGGAGAUUGAUGAGUUCGCCCAGCGGGUGAUCCAGACGCGCAAGGAGCAGCUGAGCAGGCUGAGGAAGGGCGGAGCAGAUGGCGAGGAGGAGGGCCGGGAUGGGGUCUCCCUGGGCCACUCGGACAUCCUCUCCAGGAUGAUGAUGCUUCAGAAGGACGACGGGGGCGAGCUCUACUCGGAGCGAUUCCUCCGAGACGCCUGCACCAACUUCAUCCUAGCUGGCAGGGACACGUCAUCAGUGCUGCUGACGUGGUUCUUCUGGCUGCUGAGCUGGCACCCACACGUGGAGAGCAAGAUAGUAGAAGAGGCGAGGAGCAUCAUUGCCAGGCGAGCUGAGGGCGACCAGAGGGAGACGUUCUCGUAUGAUGAACUGAGGAGCAUGACCUACACCCACGCUGCCCUCAAUGAGGCUCUCCGCCUCUACCCCUCUGUCCCUGCCGACACCAAGCAUGUGAGUGAGGACGAUGUGCUUCCAGACGGCACCCCGGUGAAGAAGGGGUGGCGGGUGAUGUAUGCCCUCUACGCCAUGGGGCGCAUGACGCGCAUAUGGGGCGCCGACGCCCGCGAGUACCGCCCGGAGCGGUGGAUCGAUGGCUCGGGGCAGCUGAAGAACGAGUCGCCCUUCAAGUUCCCUGCCUUUAAUGCUGGGCCACGGCUGUGCCUGGGGAGAGACCUGGCCUACUUGCAGAUGAAAUCAGUGGCAGCGAGUGUGCUGACCAAGUACCGCCUGAAACCAGUCCCAGGGCAACAAGAUAGAGUACAGCGUGUCCCUAACUUUGGUUUAUGAAAAACGGGCUGCUGGUUAAUGUGCAGCCGCGAUAGGAAAUUGAGUAGGUUUGGGACAUUGCAAUUCCCUGUUCCUUAGUGUGUCACUUUCGAUGCUCGUUGUUUGCUGAAUAUUCCUAUCAAUUAGGGAAGCGGAUUCUAGACCGUUGUCCCUUGUUUCCCUCUUUCUGAAGUGUACGUUAUUUAGCCUGGGGAGGGGUCCUCCCGCCGCCCCCUUCUGCUCCUUCCUUUCCUCCUCUCAUGUCUGAUCUGACAUAUUCCUUCUCCUUUCGAUGCUCGCUCUCUUAUCUCGUUUCUGGUGCUCGCUCGCUCUCUUCCUCAUCGCGUUCUGAGCUAUUCCCCUCCGUGACGUUUUCUUAACUUCACACUAAGCGUCUUGGCUGUGCAGCAUUCCAGGAUUCUUCUUUUAUUGUCGGAGCUCAGUCCCGCCACCCACGUAGCACUCUAUCUCGAGUCGGGGCCAUCAUGACGGAUGCAGGCGCGCCGGACGUAGCGGACUGCGGAAGUCGUUAACAUGGAAGAACCGGCAGCGCAGGGUUGGUGCGUCUGGGGCCCCUGGGAGUGCGACUGGUGUGAAAGCAUUGGUUCCGUAGUCGGCUGCGUUGUGGAAGGCUUGUGUAGCGGAUAGUGUUAUUUUCCUGUGAUUCCGCCCAGUCACUGUACUUCCCGCGGGUUCUUUCCUCCCAAGACCUCUCCUCCCAACGUCAUGGCAGCAAGCGACGAUACUAUCGCGAGCCUCGCAAAUAGUGUUGACGAGUAGUCGAAGAUGCCGUAUCUGACGCGAUUUUGUAAAAAGGUAGGUGGUGAUCAAAUGAGACAAGUUUGUGUGAUUCUGUUUAUGGGCCCACUUCCCAAAACAUGCCCAGAGUGAUCUUGCCGGAUUCAGAAGCCUCUGAAUUACAUGUUAUGGUGAUUGUAAAAAUUUGUCAGGUG